Messenger RNA from Menidia menidia (Atlantic silverside), 565 nucleotides. NCBI's taxonomy places the organism in Eukaryota, Metazoa, Chordata, Actinopteri, Atheriniformes, Atherinopsidae. The record is from the annotation of a GenBank genome assembly.
CUGAAGAAAGAAUUAUGUUAAAUUUUGUCGGUUUCUGAAUUUUGGAGCUUCAUUGAAUCCUGCAUGAGGGGAAAGCCAAUCAGACCUGAUGAGGACCAGCUGUGAGCUGGCAUGAUGAGCUGUUUAAAAACUCUUUCAGGGCCAUUUUCCAGUAGUUACUGGAACAAUGGGAGCUGUUCAGGUCCUGGUAUUAUGUGUGGUGACAGUAUGGUUAAAGCAAGGCUCAUCUUUGCCAAUUGUCAAAAGAGCAGCAAGUGCUCCAACACACUGGAUGAGUCAAAAUGGAAUGUCUUACGAUGACUCUCUGAAGAGCAGCCUUGGACUUGUUCAGUCAAUGGAUUCCAUGUUGGUGAAGCAUGUUAAAGAAGUGCAACUGGAAUCCAAUGAAGUGGAAGCAAAGGCAUCAGAAGGCAACAUGAGAAUAAAGUUACUUCUGACCGGACUGAAACAGCUCAAGGAAAAGAAUGUUCCUGCAGCCGACAACCAGACGGCGGUGGCAGCCGACAACCAGACGGCGGUGGCAGCCGACAACCAGACGGCGGUGGCAGCCGACAACUCUGCUUGA